GCAAAUAGCAAAACUAAAAUGUAAAGUUAAAGAAAACGCCUUUGGACUUAACCCCAAUUGUUGACAACUGUCAGAUGAAAAUAAUAUUGAUUAAAAUUUUGUUUUGAUGUUGAUGGAAUGUAAAAAAAUAUUUAGCAUUUAAAAUGUGGGUUCCAACAAAAAAUAAAAAAUAUGGAGUGGCCAUAUACAAUUGGAAAGGUGAUGUGCGAUGUGGAAUUACACUAGAAAUAGGUGAUACUGUACAAAUCCUUGAAGAAUGUCAAGGGUGGUACAGAGGUUUUUGUUCAAAAAACCGUUCUUCCAAAGGAAUAUUUCCUCAAAAUUAUAUAUAUUUAAAGCCUUGCAAAGUAGACAACGAAGGACUUUUUGAAAGUAUUAUUCCCCUAGAAGAUCCAGUUGUUCGAGAAAUCACCCUAGUAUUACGAGAAUGGGGACAAAUAUGGAAAGACAUUUAUGUUGAAAGAAAUAAUUACAAAUUUGAUACAAUUGGUAAGGUAAUGCGAGAUUUACUGGAAUGGCGACGACAACUGAUCUCAGGAACAAUAACUUCGGAUCAAAUAAAAGAGCUUAAACUUCAAAUUAUUAAAAAAAUUGACUGGGGAAACAGGAAAUUAGGCUUGGAUUUAGUGCCUCGAAUAGGUUCAAAAAUGGUAGAGCCAGAUUCAAUGUCCAUAGUUGAAUUAUAUCAUGUUCAUGUUUUAAGUUCAGAAAAUUCUCAGGGAAUGUCUGCUCAAGGACUGCUUUACAAAAAGGAGAAAAAUACAACCUUGACGCAUCAUAUGUAUUUUUGUAUGAGGGAUUUUGGACAUCAUAUUGGAGAGGACACCGAAAUAUAUUUUUCUCUUUAUGACUCGUUUAAACAAAAGUUUAUAACAGAACGUUUUUUAGUAAAAAUAUCUAAGGAAGGCUUUUCAAAUUAUGUUGAUAAAUUACACAGUAAUUGUACCGUAUUUACUGAUUUAGGCAACUCAGAUAUGACAAAAGAUUUGUAUAUAGUAGCACAAGUAAUGAGAGUUGGAAAAAUGCUUUAUUCAGAUAAUUCUAAAAAGACAGAUAAAACUAUUACGCAAUAUCAAGCAUUUAAAAGGCCGCAUGGGGUGGCUAUUCAAAAUCUUGGUGAUUUGUUUAACAAUAAAGAAGAAACCGAGGAAAAAGAGUUUAGUUUAAAGGUAUAUCAGUGUGAAGAAAAAGAUUUUUUUCAACUUCAUGAAUUUAUCAUAAAACAAACUGGAAAAUACAAUGCUUUAUCGGGCCCAAUAAACUAUGGUAUAAUGAUAUCUUUAAAAAUAUUUCAUGGAAAUUUGUCAACCCUUCGCGAAGAAAAUCCAAUUCUAUUUAAAAAUGGACGAUUUACAAAAAAAUUAGGUUUUCCAGAUGUAAUUAUGCCUGGGGAUGUAAGAAAUGACUUAUAUAUUAUAUUAGAUAAAGGAGACUUUGAAAGGGGUGGUAAAUCAACCAGUAAAAAUAUUGAAGUUACUAUUGUCAUAAUUGAUAGUGAAAAAAAUAUCGUUAAGAAUUGUUUAUGGGGAGCUUCCAGUUUAGAUGGAGGUUCAGAAUACAACUCAAUGAUAAUUUAUCAUCAUAAUUCUCCAGUAUGGUUAGAGACUAUAAGAUUAUCUCUUCCAACUGAUAAAUUUGCAGGGGCUCAUGUUCGAUUUGAAUAUAGGCAUUGUUCAACUCGUGAAAAAAAUGAUAAAAAACUGUUUGGUUUUUCGUUUAUGAGACUUAUGGAUAAAGAAGGUGCUGCAGUUCAGGAUGCAUAUCAUGAAUUAUAUAUUUAUAAGUGUGAGGAUACUCAAAAAUUAAGUAAUUGUGGUUAUUUAUCUUUACCGACAAAUGCCAAAGAUAUGGAAGGAAAUCACGAAAUAAGCGGACAAUUUUCUAGAAGUCACAAAGAAGUAAUAUUUGUUAAGACAUUACUUUGUUCUACCAAACUUACUCAAAAUGUUGAUUUAUUGGCAUUAUUACGGUGGAAAUCCCAUCCGGAAAGAAUACAAGAAUCACUUCAACGAGUGUUAAGAUUAGGAGAUGAAGAGCUUGUUAAAUUUUUACAGGACGUGCUUGAUGCUUUAUUUGCUCUAUUUUCUACAGAGGAUGGAAACUCUACUGCAUAUAGUGGUUUGGUAUUUCAUGUUUUGGUAUCUAUUUUUAACUUAUUAGAUGGUUCAAAAUAUCAACAUUUUAAACCUGUCUUAGAUGCCUACAUAAAAAAUCAUUUUGCUGCUGCCUUGGUUUAUAAGGGCUUGUUAACAAGUGUUCAACAUUGCGCUGAUUAUAUUGUUCAAUUCGAAAAGCAGGAGCCAAUACAAAAAUGCUUUAAAAGUUUGGAAUAUAUAUUUAAAUUAAUUAUUCAAAGUAGGUUACUAUUUUCUAAAGCUACAGGGGGGCAUUUUGAAGAUAGUUUUAGAAGGGACUUAUAUAGUGUAUUUUCUUCAUUAUCCAAGAUGUUGAAAUUUAAUGACAGCCACAUUAUAAAUUCACAGAUUGCACUGCUCUUAUCUAUCAGCUCUGUAUAUGAACAACUUACGGAUGUUUUGCCUCUUAUUGAAGUUGCCAAAUUAGCUGGUUCUAUGUUGGAUAAUUUACCAGAAGAUUUAUCUCCUCUUCUGGUACAAUCCAAAUUGUCUUGUAUUAAAAACUUGGUUAAUGGAAAACUAUUUCAAGAAGAUGAAUCAAGAAGUGUUGUUUUGGAAAUGACAUGUAAACAUUUAAACUAUCAUUUAAUAAAACAUGAUGAACCUAAAUUAUGCACUGAAGUAUUAAGUGAUAUACUCAGUUUUUUGUAUAAACAACGUAAAGAAAUUGAUGAACCUGGUAAAAUAAAUAAUUGUAUUCAUCAUGAUGUUGAAAUACUUUGCACAUCAUUACUGGAAGUUUUAAUUCAAAAUAUUUUGUCAGUAAUUGACAAAGAAGAUAAAGUUAUGAAUUGUUUAUUGGCUUGCCUUAUUGGAAUUCUACAGCUUUUGGAUGAAUUUCACUAUAAAAUACUCUGGGAAUUAUUACUUGGGCCCCACCAGGAUAAAAAACCUUUAAGAGACCUACUAAUAAGAGUUUUCAUAGUAUUUACAAAUCUAAUUAAAAUAAAUAUAUUUUCCCAGGAUUGGCUAGUUCUUAAAAUGUUAACAAAUAAUAUAAUUUUAAAAGCAUCUCAGGAGUUUGCACAACCCUUGGCCUUUAAGUUUUUGGAUAGCAGAUCUGGGUAUUUAGAUAUAGAGUUAUGGACUAAUUACUUUAAUCUUGCUGUUAACUAUUUAACACAACCUUCACUGCAACUUGAACAGUUUUCUGAUGUAAAAAGAGAAAAAAUUAUUGAGAAAUAUGGAGACAUGAGAGUUUUAAUGGGAUUUCAAAUAUUAUCAAUGUGGUCCCAAUUGGGUGACUGUAAAAUUAAUUUUAUUCCAUCCAUGGUGGGUCCAUUUCUUGAAGUAACUCUUGUCCCGGAAAUUGAACUUCGAAAGGCAACUUUUCAUAUAUUCUUUGAUAUGAUGGAAUGUGAACAAAAAGCAAGAGGAAAUUUUAAACAAGUAGAAAGUGAAUUGAUAGAUAAGUUGGACAUUUUAAUUUCAGAAAAUAAAGGCGAUGAUGAGUACCGGCGGUUAUUUAAUACUAUGCUACUAGAUCGAGUACAAGUGGAAGAACCAUCAUGGAAAGAAAGUGGAGCAGCGUUUAUAAGUUCAGUGACACGAUUAUUGGAAAGACUUCUUGAUUACAGAAGUGUAAUUCAAGGAGACGAUAAUCGCGAUAAAAGAAUGUCUUGUACAUUCAAUCUUUUGAACUUUUACAAAAAUGAGUUUAAUAGAAAGGAAAUGUAUUUAAGGUACAUUUAUAAAUUACAUAAUUUACAUUGUUCUGCUGAAAAUUAUACUGAAGCAGCAUUUACAAUGAAAUUAUAUGCAGAUCAACUGCAAUGGAAUUCAUCUAAUUAUGUAUUGGACCCACAUUUUCCAAAUUAUAAGGAAUAUCAAGUAAAGGAACAGUUAUAUAGACAAAUUAUAAAUAAUUUUGAUAAAGGAAAAUGUUGGGAAAAAGGAAUUCCAUUACUGAAGGAACUAGCACAUCAAUAUGAAACAGUAUUUUUUGAUUAUAAAGCUUUAAGUGAUAUACUUAAGACGCAAGCCAAAUUUUACGAUAAUAUUUUGAUACAACUCCGCCCAGAACCAGAAUAUUUUAAAGUUGGCUUCUAUGGCCUUAGUUGUCCUUUGUUUGUUCGGAACAAACAAUUUGUGUAUAGAGGACUAGAAUACGAAAAAAUGAGUGCCUUCACACAAAGGUUACAAACUGAAUUUCCAAAUGCUCAAAUAAUGACCAAAAAUACACCUCCUGAUGAUAGUAUUAUUAACUCUGAAGCACAAUAUAUUCAAAUAACCAAUGUUAAACCCAUACCAAAAGAAAACCUAAUUACCCAGGCUAUUGAUAUCCCAGAUAAGAUUUCGAGAUAUUAUUAUUACAACGAUGUAAAAAAGUUUUAUUGUGAUAGGCCUAUACAUAAAGGUAUAAUUGAUAAAGAAAAUGAAAUAAAAACUCUUUGGAUUGAAAGAACAGUAUUAGAAAUUACAAAUACAUUGCCUGGGAUUCUUAGAUGGUUUGAAGUAACAAAUCGUCAAAUUGAAGAAAUUCCGCCUGUGAAAUAUGCAUGUGAAACUAUGCAAAAUGUAGAAAAAGAAUUAAAACAGCUUAUAAAAAUUUAUACAUUAGAACCAAAAAGAAAUUUAAAUCCAUUUACAAUGAGACUUCAAGGUAUAAUAGAUGCAAAUGUCCAAGGAGGGAUAAGCAAAUAUCAACAAGCAUUCUUUACUAGUGAGUUUGAAAAAAUAUUUCCAGAACAUAUGAUGUACGUUUCCAUUUUAAAGGAAUUGAUAUUAAAUGCUACAAGGGUUAUUAAGGAGGGUUUAAGAUUACAUGGAAAAUUGGCUAAUUCAGGAGUUCAACCACUACACGAAAGGCUUAUUGAAAGAUUUGGACAGCUUUGUGAAAGCUUAGGUUCCAUAAAACCUGUUAACACUGCCUCCUCAUAUUAUAUGUCAUCUGCAGAAGCAGAUAAAGGUUUUGAGCCAGAAUAUAACUGCAAGUCUUCAUUAUGUUCAACCUAUAGUCUUCUCUCAGAACAUCAUUCAGAUUAUGAUAAUAUUGUUACAAGAUCGAAUACGGAAAGACAAAAUUUAGUUCGGGAAAAUUUAACAUUGCCUAUGCUUGAAAGUGUAGCUCCACCUGUUCCACAAAGAGAUCCAAGACCAUUAUCAAACUGUUCAAAUUUUACCGAUAGCAAAACUCCUACAAGAUCUUCCAUAGAAUAUAAUUCAUUUAGCCUACCAUCAAUAAAAUCCAGAGAUGCUGUAGAUAUAUUUCUACCUCCGAAACCUACUCAUUCGAGAGAACACUCUUUACAAAAACCGCCUUCACCAAAAAUACUAAAUCAUUUAAUAUCAACGACCUAUACGGAAACCUCUUCGCCCUUAAGAGAUUCUUGGUCAGAAUUUACAACCGAUGGGGCUCCUCCUUUACCACCAAGAUCUCAUACACCUGAUAAACGAUUGGUAAACUUUUUUAAUGAUCAACCACCUAGUAUUCCGAGAAGAGGACAAAUAAGAACAAGUUCCAUUAAUAAGGAUAAUAUGAAAUUUGAUUUUACUUUAGAAAAUGCUACUGCUGAAAAACCAUACAAUGAACCUAAAGUCAUUAAUAGCUUAGAAAAACAAGCAGAUUUAAAGAAUUUAUUAAAAUAUGAUAAUGCUGAAAAACUGAAUUUUCAAACUGAGAAUCCAGGAAGUACCGAGAGUAUUCAAGAUAUUGAUAAUCCUCCACCAAUACCUAUAAAGUUAAAUAAAACAACGCCAUUAACUGAAGUUAAUUCGUUAGAAACGGUCGAAAUAAGUUUGGAUAAAACAUCUCAAGACAUUUAAUUUUAGUAUUUAUAUGUAUUUAGUGUAUGUAAAAAUGUAUGUUUAUUGCUCAAUUAAAUAUUCCAAUCUAGUC
Messenger RNA from Brassicogethes aeneus, 5973 nucleotides. Lineage: Eukaryota; Metazoa; Arthropoda; Insecta; Coleoptera; Nitidulidae. The record is from the annotation of a GenBank genome assembly.